AUGAUAGAAGUGGACAAACCGGGGAAUUUCUAUCCAGGAGGACAAGAGCAACGAUGGAGAGAUCGGGAGCUAGAAGUCCUUAGGAAGGUAGAAGAGGAUAAGGAAAAGGAAAGAAAAGAGAUGCGUAAAAAGGCGCUUAACAACGAGGACAAAACGAAACAGAAAACAGAACUUGGCGUCAAACGGCCGCCAAGUACAACCACCGACGGUAAAGGUCCUGUUGCGCGAGCAGCUCCGCCUCCACCACUGAAAGCAGAAGUUCGACGACUGCCGACUGGAGAAGUCUACGCCGUUCGUGAAUUGGUCGGAUAUAGUGCAGGAGCAACACCGAAAGGGUCACCACGUCAUGGCUCGCCCUUUGCUGGAUCCCCAGUGGUUAUAGAAGAAGAAAAGGCAGUACUCAAUGAGCAGAGACGUCCUUGCUCAGAAGAAAUGGUAAGAAAGAGAACACUUUCAGUUACAGAUGGGCAACAUACUCCGCGUCCUGUUGCGCGAGCAGCUCCGCCUCCACCACUGAAAGCAGAAGUUCGACGACUGCCGACUGGAGAAGUCUACGCCGUUCGUGAAUUGGUCGGAUAUAGUGCAGGAGCAACACCGAAAGGGUCACCACGUCAUGGCUCGCCCUUUGCUGGAUCCCCAGUGGUUAUAGAAGAAGAAAAGGCAGUACUCAAUGAGCAGAGACGUCCUUGCUCAGAAGAAAUGAUGGCAAUCCGUGAAACAGGAGAGCGAAGAGAUGAUGAAACUGAUCGCGAUGGGUCAUCAAUGGAAGCACUGGAUAUACUAUCCGAAGUAGAAGCUGAUAUAGUAGAAGAGAAAAAGUGUACCAGUUACGUGGGGUUACCGUCAUCAGCUGCUGUCAAAGGAAAGGGACCCACAAGGAAAAGAGGAUCAAUAAAGUUGGAAGAUAAAGGGCAAUCCCAAAAGGUUAUCGCCUAUAUUACCGUUGAAUAG
This is a messenger RNA of Cooperia oncophora, 951 nucleotides long. Lineage: Eukaryota; Metazoa; Nematoda; Chromadorea; Rhabditida; Trichostrongylidae. The record is from the annotation of a GenBank genome assembly.